This is a messenger RNA of Epithele typhae, 2586 nucleotides long. RefSeq names its product Dihydropteroate synthase. NCBI's taxonomy places the organism in Eukaryota, Fungi, Basidiomycota, Agaricomycetes, Polyporales, Epitheliaceae. Gene Ontology annotation, biological process: tetrahydrofolate biosynthetic process. Bases 1 to 2586 code for a protein of 861 amino acids. The transcript is spliced from 5 exons. Gene Ontology annotation, cellular component: mitochondrial envelope. The record is from RefSeq and is a predicted model, not a curated record. Gene Ontology annotation, molecular function: dihydropteroate synthase activity; dihydroneopterin aldolase activity; 2-amino-4-hydroxy-6-hydroxymethyldihydropteridine diphosphokinase activity.
AUGAAAUCCUCUUCAGACUUCAUCCGCGUGAACGACCUCGCGCUCACUGUCUCUUUCGCAGACGGCUCGCGCUGGCCAGCAAAUCCUCCCCAUCCGCAGCCGGUGGUCGUCUCCUUCAGCUUCGCGCACGAUGUCCGCACCGCCGCCGCAACCGACGACCUCGCUCACUCGGUCAACUAUUCGACUCUCGCCAAGGGCAUGCAGGCCGUCGUUGGCACAGAGGUCUUCCCCUCCCUCGAGCGCUUCGCCGACCGCGUCUGCGACGUGUACGCCUCCCAGUACGCCCAGGUCCCGAGCUUCACCGUGCGCAUCCGCAGGCCGCAGGCGCUCCUCUACGGCGCCGCGUUUGGCAUCGAGAUUACGAAACCCGGGUCGGACGCGAGGCCGUCGGAGGAGAAGCUCUUCUUCGAAGACGUCGUGGGGCACUCUCUCAUCGGCAUUCAUCCACAUGAACGUCAGCGGAAGCAGCGCGUCAGGGUGAACAUAUCCAUCACCCGCAGAUGGCCCCGCCAGCAGCCGAUGGAUUUCCGCACCCUUGAGCAAAAAAUAUUCGACUGUGUAGAAGAAGCUACGUUCUUGACUGUGGAGGCGCUCGCAUCCGAAGUCGCACGCGUAGUCCUCGAUGCGGUGAAUGAUGAGACGGCCAUUACCGUCGUUCGCGUCUCAAAGCCAAGCGCGAUAAUAAACGCUGCAUCUGCAGAAGUAGAGGUCUCGCGGGACUCUUUUGACUUCAAAGUCGCCUCCCGAGCGGCCUCUGCAAACUCCACCGACUCCCCCGCGACUCCGGCACCCCCUCCGGCAUCUGCCUCUCCAUCGCCCUCGCUCUACACCCGGGUUGAUGUGCUGCCGCAUCGCGCUGCCAUUGCACUGGGUGCCAACAUUGGCGACCGGUUCGCCAACAUCGAGACCGCACUGCGCCUUCUCGAAGCGCCCGGUGCGGACUUGGAUGGUUGGACAGGCCCCCCAAGGGUGAUCGUUAUCGACACGAGCUUCAUGUACGAGACAGCGCCGAUGUACGUCGAGGAUCAGCCCAAGUUCAUCAACUGUGCUUGCAUGGUGGAGACAGAUCUUGAGCCCCGCGCGUUGCUCUCAUUCCUAAAGGACAUUGAGAACGCCGUCGGACGCACGGUCAGCUAUCGCAACGGACCACGGGUGGUGGACCUCGAUAUCGUCUCGUACGACUCUAUCGUGCUAGAUACCAGGCCAGAAAGCGCGCGGAGCUUGCUCGACAACCUCGCCGGCGAACUAGUGAUCCCUCAUCCGAGAGUGACGGAGAGGGAGUUUGUGCUGCGGCCCCUCUAUGACAUGAUCCCUGAGUACAUCGUCCCACUGACCGGAAGGUCGAUCGAAGAGCUCCUAACAACACUCAUGCUGCAAGAUACCGACGAGCCUGCGAUGUACAAAGUCAUACCCUUUCCACGAUACCCACUACCGUCGAUCUCCGAAAGGCCUGCACAGCUCAGCAAAAUCAAUCCCGUGCCGCCGACGGCGACAUUCUGGACUCAUCCUGUCACAUCGAUCCCAUCGAAAGGUCGCCCGCAGCCACGUCGGACAUACCUCAUGGCCACUUUGAAUGUGACCCCCGACUCGUUCUCUGACGGCUCCACACACAACACCAUUCCCACCGCCCUCAAUUACGCCACGGCGGCCGUGACUCACGGCGCGCACAUCGUCGACAUUGGCGGAUAUUCAACGCGCCCGAACGCCGCCUACGUCGCGCCAGAGGAGGAGUUCACGCGCGUCGUGCCCGUCAUUCAAGCGAUCCGAUCCGAGGGCGCCGCCAACACGGACCCGCUCACCCCCGUGCCGCCCGGGACGUCCUCCCCACUCGCAGCGCUUCGUACUCGUCGCGCGGGCGCGCUCAUUUCCGUCGACACCUUCCGCUGGGAGGUCGCAGAAGAGGCCGUUCACGCGGGCGCAAACUGCAUCAACGACAUCUCCGCGCUUGCAGGACCGACCUGGCCCGCGCUCGCCUCGGCGGACGCGCGCGCGCACUUCAGCAAGAUGCGCCAGGUCGCGCGCGACCUCGCGGUCCCGGUCGUGAUGAUGCACUCGCGCGGGCCCGCGGGGGAAAACAAGGAUUACGGCGCAUACGCGUACGCCGCAGGCGGGCGCGGGCGUGGGGCCGUGCUAGAGGCCGUCCGAGUCGAGCUCGGGGAGCGCAUCGACGCGGCCGUGCGGGGCCCUGGCGGGCUCCGGCGGUGGCUCGUCAUCGUAGACCCCGGGCUCGGGUUCAGCAAGACGCUCGAAGGCAACCUGGAGGUGUUGCGGGAUGCCGCGAGCAUCGUCGCGGACCGCCCGCUGGUUGCCCGUGAAGGGGAGAGCGAGCCGCGGCGAAACCUCCUUGUGGGUUACCCUCAACUCAUUGGGCCGUCGCGCAAGUCGUUCCUUGGCGCGGUGCUGCAACGCGCAGAUGCGGAUGGGACUGGGGGGUAUGAGGGCCGGGAGACGCGCGCCGACGAGCGCGACUGGGCGACGGCGGCAGCGGUUGGGUGCGCGGUGCAGCAAGGUGCGAUGGUGGUGCGCGUGCACGACGUCCAACGUCAGGCGGAUGUUGUGCGGGUGUCGUCCGCACUGUGGGGAUGA